Molecule: messenger RNA, 927 nt
Organism: Drosophila mauritiana
Lineage: Eukaryota; Metazoa; Arthropoda; Insecta; Diptera; Drosophilidae
Product: chymotrypsin-like protease CTRL-1
Exons: 1
Coding region: 1-873 (290 amino acids)
Biological process (GO): proteolysis
Molecular function (GO): serine-type endopeptidase activity
Source: RefSeq, a predicted model, not a curated record
AUGUACAGCGAACUAGAAAUUGUUGCGGUGUUCACAAGUCUACUGAUUUUCUUUUCAGGAUCCGGAACGGCUCAAUUCCUGGAGAACAUCUGUGGAGAAAGACGCGAUGGCCUGUCACCAUAUGCAGUGGGUCCUUGGACGGCCAUCCUGCACCAUUCCGGACGCAUCGUUUGCGUAGGAACCCUGAUCCACGAGCGGUUUAUCCUGACAGAUGUACAUUGUGGUGGCUCCAAUGGAGCUAUUCGAGCACGCUUGGGAGAGUACGGAAGAAUAGGUUCUGAGCUGGCAGAAGACCACGCAGUUGCUGCAUUCUUUAGAAACGCCAACUUUAAUCCGGAAACGCAGGCGAAUAACGUUGGCCUAAUGAAACUGCUGCGAACCGUAAUAUACAAAGAGCAUAUAAUUCCGGUCUGCAUUCUCCUGGACUCACGGAUGCAGACGUUCGCCGAUAAACUGGACUAUUUCAAUGGUACUACAUGGAAGAACUCGGACAUAUCACCUAUGCUGAGCUCCAAAACAGUGGUCCGUAUGCCGCAGGCAUGCGGAAAUCUGGACAAGGGUCAGUUCUGUGCCGGCCACAAGGAUUUGGACACCUGUGACGAACCAUCUGGCGCAGCCUUGACCCGUGAAAUAGACUACAUUCUUCCAAACCGGACAGUUCUGUUUGGCAUCGCGAACUCCGUCAAGGAAAAUUGCUCCAACUCUCGAUCUUACACCGAUAUGGUGCAAUUGCAUCAAUGGAUCAGUACUGUAAUCUACUCCUCCAGCACCAAUGAUGGUAUGGACGAACCACACAAUACUACUCAUCUGCCCGAACUUUUUUGUGGACCAAAACUAAAGACCACUAACUUUGCAACCAAUUCUAAGAAAUAAUAAAUACGCUUCUAUAUUUGACUAUUAUUUUACUAAAUAAAUAGAUUAAUGGAA